UCCUGUUGGCAGCAGAGAGCAGUGAAAACAAGCUUUAGAAAGCAGCCGCCAGGGCAGAAAGAGCUCCUGGGCGAUUCACGCGGCUUUCCCAGGCCGGCUCUGAGCCUCUCGAACGGAAAAGCGGGAGAGGCCACCGCUCCCGAGCCCGGCGUCCAGGAGCUCACCUUCUGCCCAGCGCGUAGAGAACGCGCAGCGCACCCACGCCCGGCCUCCGCGCUCUCGGGCUCGGCUGACCCCGGGGCGGCUGAUCGUGAUGCACGCACACGCUCCCCGCCGGGUGGUCCGGGGGCCUCGGAGCACCUGGCUGCUGGGUGGCCUCUGGGUCUGGGCGCUGUGCGGCCUGUGCGGCCUGGGGACAGCAGGCUCACCGGGGACCCCGCAGCCUUGCCAGGCGCCCCAGCAGUGGGAGGGACGCCAGGUUCUGUACCAGCAGAGCAGCGGGCACAACAGCCGCGCCCUGCUGUCCUACGAUGGGCUCAACCAGCGCGUGCGGGUGCUGGACGAGAGGAAGGCGCUGAUCCCCUGCAAGAGAUUAUUUGAAUACAUUUUGCUCUAUAAGGAUGGAGUGAUGUUUCAGAUUGAACAAGCCACCAAACAGUGUGCAAAGAUCUCCUUGACAGAACCCUGGGACCCUCUCGACAUUCCCCAGAAUUCUACCUUUGAAGAUCAGUACUCCAUUGGGGGGCCACAGGAGCAGAUCACAGUCCAGGAGUGGUCUGACAGAAAGACAGCCAGAUCCUAUGAAACCUGGAUCGGCGUUUACACAGCCAAGGAUUGUUACCCAGUCCAGGAGACUUUCAUUAGGAAUUACACUGUGGUCCUGUCCACUCGGUUUUUUGAUGUGCAGCUAGGAAUUAAGGACCCCUCUGUGUUCAUCCCACCGAGUACAUGCCAGACAGCACAACCAGAGAAGAUGAGGGAGGACUGCUCUUGGUGAACUUGCUGGGACAGAAGCGACCACCUCGAACCUUAGUGAGUCUGUCUGGAAAUGGAUUAGAGACUGGUUUGGAUGCAACUCUUCAAUGGAAAUAGAUCACUUUAGGAGAAUAAACACAGAUGUGGGGUUUCUUGUACAUCUGAUGCCAAUUGCUCAACUCCAUUUUCAGUGGAGAACUCGUGUUAGCCUCAGCUGCCUGACAACGACACUUUGCACACUUCUAAUGCCAUCUGGGGCCACCCUUUCUCUGUGCAGUGUGUAGUCCAUGCAGUAGAGAAGGAAGGGAUGAGAGUGGGUACAAGGAGUUUGCCUCUGCAGGGAUGAAUGCUUUAUUACUGCCACGAAGAACUGAAGGUGAUAAUAAAGUAUAGAAUGAUUUAGUUCAAUUCUCUCCUUAUAAAGGAAGUCCCUUGCUUGCACCAGGAUAGCAACAGUUCCCGCUGACCCCACCCCUACCUCUGGCUACUGAAAAAAUGAUCCUUUAAGAUUCCUUCCAGACUUGAAUUCUGUGGCAUGACCCAAUGAAUGUAGAUGCUCUGCAUGGAAGCAGAAGUUUAUAAUAGGGAGUAAUGAUUGCUCUGAAAGGAAAAGCAAGCUUUAAGCAGGAGGCUUGGGCAAUCUUAUUAUUCCCAUGUGAGAUGAAGUGAGAGCCAGGUGUGCUGCUUUGCUAGAGUACUGAUUAGUGAGGUGAACCUUCAUAUAUUUUCUAGUGAGCAGACAGGCCCCUAAAACAGCACUGAGCUGGGAGGCCCCCGAAGUCGGGACUAGAAUUCUCUUUUACGCUUAACUCCUUUAAGUAUUAAAUGCACUAUGCCUGCUCUUGCCUUGACUCUGUUGGAACUCCAUUUCACUAAAGCUGUGUCAGUAUGACCUCUGCUCAUGCUUCUAAGGUCAGCUCACAUGUGACCUGUACAAGCUCCUCCCACACCUGCAUUCAUUGCACCUUGCAGUUUGGCAUGCCUUGUUCACAAUACUCAUUAUGCUAUGUGAGGAUUUCCUGAUCACUGGAAACCGCUCUCCACUAUCCUGGCUAAGAGCUCCUUGAGUACGGGUACCAUGUUCUUUCUGUUUACUUUAAUAUCUCCAGCACCAAGCAAGUGCCUGGCACGUAGUCAGUGCCCUCAGCGUUUGUAGAGGAGCUCACCAACUGUUGGUGUUCAGUUUCCUCAUCUGUUAAUCAGGGUUGGGUUCUCUGAUUGCUAGGAAGACUUACUAUUCGAGAUUCUUCUAUAACUGUGCUUCAUUUGGCCAUGUAUCAUCUUUAGUUAUCAAGAGACAUGUGUGAUGCUUGCUUUAUGCUGAAAACAAUCUACAUUGUAAUUUAUUAUACACUUAAACAAGUUUAAUGACAUCUAACAAAUUGUUCUUUCAUGUGUUUGUUUCUGUAAUAAAUAUGGAUGAACUCAAUUAUAAGGAAGUGAAAACUCUUCUGUAAUUAGUAAGUAAAAUACUUCCCAUAAUAAAAACCAGAUUGGUUAUCCUCUCUUCA
Messenger RNA from Chionomys nivalis (European snow vole), 2426 nucleotides. RefSeq names its product ependymin related 1 (gene Epdr1). Bases 254 to 937 code for a protein of 227 amino acids. NCBI's taxonomy places the organism in Eukaryota, Metazoa, Chordata, Mammalia, Rodentia, Cricetidae. Gene Ontology annotation, molecular function: calcium ion binding. Gene Ontology annotation, biological process: cell-matrix adhesion. The transcript is spliced from 3 exons. The record is from RefSeq and is a predicted model, not a curated record. Gene Ontology annotation, cellular component: lysosome; extracellular region.